CUAUAACUUCUCUCUCUCUCCUCUUCAUCUCCUCACAUUCAUCAAUGGCGUCCACUCAAUUCCUCCUCCUCCUCUCUCUCUCCUUAUCUCUCACCAUCGCCGUCACCGUCGCCGGCGCUCAUAACAUCACCGCCAUUCUCGAUUCCUUCCCGGAAUACAGCAAUUUCAACUCAUACCUAUCUCAAACCAAACUCAACGACGAAAUCAACAGCAGAGAAACAAUCACAGUUCUAACACUCAACAAUGCCGCAAUGCAAACCCUAGCCGGUAAACAUCCUCUCUCAGUAAUCAAAAAUCUCCUCAGUCUUCACAUCCUUCUCGAUUACUACGACGCCAAAAAACUUCACAAAAUCCCCGACGGAACCGUCUCCGCCACCACUCUUUACCAAACCACCGGAAACUCACCUGGAAACGUCGGAUUCGUUAACAUUACUGAUUUAAGAGGCGGUAGAGUCGGUUUUGGUUCAUCUGAAGGAUCUAAACUUGAUUCAUCUUAUACUAAAGAAGUUAAAACCAUUCCUUACACUCUCGCUGUUAUCGAAAUCAGUUCUCCGAUCAUCGCUGGUUCGUUGGUGGCGCCAUCCGGCGCCACCAACAUCACCGGUUUACUUGAAGCUGGUGGAUGUAAGAUGUUUGCGGAUCUGAUUUCAUCUACCGGAGUUUUGAAAGUUUUUGAAUCGGCGGCGAAGAAUGGAUUGACGAUAUUUGCUCCUAAUGAUAAGGCGUUUACAGAUCCAGAUGUUCCUGAUUUCACUAAACUUACGAAUGCUGAACAGGUUUCAUUGUUACAAUAUCAUGCCCUAGCUAAUUACAUGCCGUAUGGAUCAUUGAAGACGAUGAAGGAUUCGAUUAACACUUUAGCGACUAGCGGUGUUGAGAAAUAUUCAGUAACCGCUACUACUUCCGGCGAUGAAGUUACACUUCAUAGUGAUGGGAAGAGUAAAUCUAGGGUUGCGAAAACAUUGAGAGAUGAACCGCCGCUUGUUAUUUUUACGAUUGAUAGUUUACUUCUUCCGAUUGAAUUAUUUGGUAAGGCUCCGAGUCCGGCGCCGGGGAUGGAACCUGUGAUUUCGCCUUCACCGGCGCCGGCGAAUAAAGCUCCUAGUCCGGGGCCAUCUGCGGAUGUUCCUAUUCUUUCUCCUCCGGCGCCGCCGGCUGCUUCUCCGGGGGGAGAUGUGCCGACGGAAGCGCCUGGUGGAUCGGCGAGUAGUACGUCGGAUAAGGCUGGUGGUUGGGAGGUUCGGCCGGAGAAGAUGAUGACGGUUGGGACGGUUGUGGUUUCUGUUAUUUUUGGGGUUUUGUUGUGGUAGAUUUGUGAAUUAUUUGUAGUUUUUACUUUUUAUGUAAUUUAUUUUAGUUUGGUUGAGUGUGAGUUUAUUUCGGAUGUUUUUUUUUUCUUAAUUUUAUUUUGUUUCUUUUAUUGGUUCCCUUAUGUUUUUAUAUAAAUAAUAUUUAUUUUAUCAUAUCUUUGUUUCUCAUUAUUAAUAAAUUCAUAUAUUAUUUG
Molecule: messenger RNA, 1504 nt
Organism: Impatiens glandulifera
Lineage: Eukaryota; Viridiplantae; Streptophyta; Magnoliopsida; Ericales; Balsaminaceae
Product: fasciclin-like arabinogalactan protein 8
Exons: 1
Coding region: 45-1310 (421 amino acids)
Cellular component (GO): plasma membrane
Source: RefSeq, a predicted model, not a curated record